AUGCAAUAUUUUCGUCGAUUAUCAUUAAUUCGAUCAUCAUUUCGUUUACUAUCAUCAUCAAUUGUUGAUGUAACUCCAUCAACAAUUGAAAAAGAAUUAUAUGAAAUAAAUAAAUUAAUGAAAACUUAUAAUAAUACACAUGUACCUAUACGUACAAUAGCUUUAUUUGAAUGGAUGUUAAAUAUAAUAAAUAUAAAACCAGAUUUUAAUUGUUAUUUAAAUAUAAUUCGUGCAUGUGGUGAAUUAAAUAAUUUAAAUAUAUGUCAAAAUAUUCAUAAAUAUAUUCAAAAUGAUCAAACAUUAAAAAUUCAAGAAUAUCAUCAACUUCAAAUAAAACUUAUUUAUAUGUAUUCAAAAAUAAAAAAUAUUCAAUCAGCUGAACAAAUAUUUCAACAAGUUAAAACAAUAAAAAAUUUACCAAUUGAUAUUAGUCUUUUUGGUACCAUGUUCAAAGGUUACAAUAUGAAUGGACAACCAAAUAAAACGAUUGAAUUAUAUGAAAAUGAAAUAUUAAAUAACAAAAUAAUUGAACUUGAUGCUAUAUCAGCAACAUGUCUACUUAGUGCAUGUACUGAUUGUCAUCGAUUAGAUAUUGGAGAAUAUGUACAUGAUGAAAUUCUAAGACUUGGACUUCUUGAUCCACCAAAUAUUCGAUUAGCAACAGCGAUUAUGAAUAUGUAUUGUAAUUGUGGUUCAAUUGAUCGUGCUCGAGAAUUAUUUAAUCAAUUACUUCCAAUAGUUGAUAAUGUUGCUUAUUCAACAUUAAUGAAAACCUAUUUAUCAAUAAAUCAACCUGUAGAAGUUCUUAAUUUAUUCAAACAACUUCAAUCAUCAUCUAUUUUACCUGAUUCAUUUAUUUAUUUAAAUAUAAUUAAUGCAUGUAAUCAAUUAGGACUUAUGCAUCAAGCAGAAAAUAUUCAUCGAAUAAUUCCAUCAUAUAUUAUAGAACGAAAUCUUUCAUUACAUAGUGGUUUAAUUGAUAUGCAUGCACAUUGUUUACAUUUAAAUGAAGCUUAUCGAUUAUUUAAUUUACUUAAACAAAAAACUAAUAUUUCAUUAGCAAAUUUAUUACAUGGUUAUGCAAUUAAUGGACAAGGACAACAAGCAUUAAAAUUAUUUGAAAAAGUCAAAUCUGAAUUAAUAUUUAAUGAACAAGUUUAUAAAAUGAUUUUAUAUGCUUGUGCAUAUACUGGUGGUCUUGUUCAUGAAGCACAAGACAUAUAUAAAAUAAUACCAGAUAAAUAUAAAACGUCACAAGUUGCUGCUGCAAUGGUUUCAACACUUGCUCGUGCUUCACUUUUUGAUGAAGCCGAAUCAUUUAUUCAUCAAUAUAAACCAAAAUCACAAAAUAUUUCUCUUCUUUGGUCUACUUUUUUUAUGGUAUGUUAUCAUUCAAAAAAUCUUCAAUAUGCAAAAUUAAUCUAUGAUCAUAUUACUGAUGAUCCUUUAUUAUUAUUACUUUUUUCUGAUAUGACAAAUUCAUUACCAUCAAAUGAAAUUAUUAAUUAUUUUCAACAACAAACAUCAGGAAUAUGUUGGACAGAAAUUGAAAAUAAUGAUAAAACUAAUUAUAUUAUAUAUAAAUUUGAUGAUAAUAAUCUUUCAAAAUUUUCUUCAUUAUAUUCUGAAUUAAAUAUUGUAAUUAAUGAUUUAAAAUCAAUUGGUAUUAAUUGGAAAAUAUAUGAAAAUGAUCUUAAAAAAUUAUUUUGUGGACAUACAGCUAUUCGUUUAGCUAUAGUAACACAUUUAAUAUUAACUUUACCAACAACAAGUAUUCAAUUAACAACAACAAAAUCAAUAUGUCAUGUGUGUCAUGAAGGAAUAAAACAAUUGAGUUUAUUAAAACAACGUGAUAUUAUUUUAAGAGAUAAUAUACGUGUACAUCAUUUUCAUCAUGGACAAUGUUCAUGUCAUGAUCAAUUUUAG
Rotaria sordida is the source of this 1926-nucleotide messenger RNA. Lineage: Eukaryota; Metazoa; Rotifera; Eurotatoria; Philodinida; Philodinidae. The record is from the annotation of a GenBank genome assembly.